AUGACGGCAGAGGUGCAGCCAGCCCCGCGCGCGCAGCCCCCUCCCCCUCGCCCUCCUGCCCCCCCUCCUCUUCCUCCUCCUCCUCCUCCUCCCGGCUCGUCGGCGGCGCAGAGCAGCGGCGGCAGCGGCGGCGGCAGCAGCCACCCGAUGUCUUCGGCGCCCGAGAAGCAGCAGCCACCGCACGGCGGCGGCGGCGGCGGCGGCGGCGGCGGGGGAGGCGGCGCGGCCAUGGACCCCGCGUCGUCCGGCCCGUCCAAGGCCAAGAAGACCAACGCCGGCAUCCGGCGCCCCGAGAAGCCGCCCUACUCGUACAUCGCGCUCAUCGUCAUGGCCAUCCAGAGCUCGCCCACCAAGCGCCUGACGCUCAGCGAGAUCUACCAGUUCCUGCAGAGCCGCUUCCCCUUCUUCCGCGGCUCCUACCAGGGCUGGAAGAACUCCGUGCGCCACAACCUCUCACUCAACGAGUGCUUCAUCAAGCUGCCCAAGGGCCUCGGGCGGCCUGGCAAGGGCCACUACUGGACCAUCGACCCGGCCAGCGAGUUCAUGUUCGAGGAGGGCUCCUUUCGGCGGCGGCCGCGCGGCUUCCGAAGGAAAUGCCAGGCGCUCAAGCCCAUGUACAGCAUGAUGAACGGGCUCGGCUUCAACCACCUCCCGGACACCUACGGCUUCCAGAGCUCCGCCGGCGGCCUCUCGUGCCCGCCCAACAGCCUGGCGCUGGAGGGUGGCCUGGGCAUGAUGAACGGCCACUUGCCGGGCAACGUGGACGGCAUGGCUUUGCCCAGUCACUCGGUGCCACACCUGCCCACCAACGGUGGCCACUCGUACAUGGGCAGCUGUGGCGGUGCAGCGGCCGGUGAGUACCCGCACCACGACAGCUCGGUGCCUGCCUCCCCGCUGCUGCCUGCGGCCGCCAGUGGAGUCAUGGAGCCGCACGCAGUCUACUCGGGCUCCACGGCCGCCUGGCCGCCCUCGGCCUCCGCAGCCCUCAACAGCGGCGCCUCCUACAUCAAGCAGCAGCCCCUGUCCCCCUGCAACCCCGCGGCCAACCCCCUGUCUGGCAGUCUCUCCACACACUCCCUGGACCAGCCGUAUCUACACCAGAACAGUCACAACGCCCCAGCUGAGUUGCAAGGCAUCCCGAGGUAUCACUCCCAGUCCCCCGGCAUGUGUGACCGCAAGGAGUUCGUCUUCUCCUUCAACACCAUGGCGUCCUCGUCCAUGCACUCGGCCGGCAGUGGCUCCUACUACCACCAGCAGGUCACCUACCAAGAUAUCAAGCCCUGCGUGAUGUGAGGCCGCCGCUGGCGGGACCCUCCAGGCACGGGCGGCCUGGCGCAGGGACCCGGAACCCAUCGCAAGAAACUGCUUUAUUCUUGAGGUAUAACCGUAGGCAGAAGACAAGGGUUUGACCCCUACCCACCCGGAUUAUUUGGAAAGGAAUCCCCAAGGCAAAGACCCAGCAUGGUGGUCAGAACCUCCUCCCCCACUCCUUCAAAAAAUUAACAAAUGGUGGCUGUGGGGCCUGGUCUGACUGCAGCUGUUGGUAAAUAAAGUAUCUAUUUUUGAUCCAGUUGAAGCCCGCUGAGAAGGUGCUGUAUUGGCGGAAACCUCAACAUCUAAACAAGAAUUCUGCUGAGGCCUCUCCCCACCUUCCCUCCAAUGGCAAAAGUGGGGGAAGGUUUUCAGAAGAAAGGCAAACAUGUGAGACCAUCAUUAUCAAAUACUUUUAUUUUUUGGUUGAGUAUUUAUCGUUUUAUUUUUAAUUUUUUUUUUUUUUUUUUGGAAAGAAUGUCUUGGAAUGCGCAAGUCUCCUCUUAGAGCCGUUUUUUUGCAGGGAAGGGGGGGCAAGAAAUCACGUCUCCCUCCCCAUCUCAGAAGCCCUCCAGCAACCACAGGUGGAUCUUUGUGCGGACUUGCGUUUCUGAAGCCACUGUUCGUCUUACAAAAGGAAACCAGAAGGAGCCCAGAAGCAGGGGCUCCCCAGGCCUCUGCCCUCCCCUCAGCCCUCCUCUGCCUUCUCUACAGUCCUUUUGGUUUGUUUCCAGUUGCAUUUUGACUUUUUUGGCGGGUGUUUUUCUCACAAGACCCGACUGUCUCCCGAUCUCUACUGUAAAAAACGUGCUGGUGUGAGAGCAAGGGGGUCACAGCGCGGCGCGGGGACAGGGAAGGCCGGUGAGCGCACGAAUUCAGGAUUGCGGCGACGCAGAAAGGUUAAGGCACUUUUUUAAACUAUAGCAAGGCUCAUCCUGUUAUUUAUUCUACUUUCUUUCCCUAAUAAUCGAAACACCGCAUAGGCUCCUCCGUUUAUCAGUAUUAAUGGUGUAACUUUGUUGGCAAUAUUUGCCGCGUAGAAUUUUUUUUUAGAGAUCCAUUGUAAAUUUGAAACAAAGUCCGAUCUGUGUAAAAACAAAUUUCCAUAUGUUUAUAUAAAUCUAUAUAUAAAAUGAAGGACUACCCCCUUUUUUUAGUAUUUGGCUGCUGGGGUGCAGCAUUUGUGACACGUAUUUUAAAUUUCCUUCUGCACUGUAUAAAAUGACAAUUUGAGGAUGUUUUGCCUUUUGUGUAUUUUUUCCUAAAAAAAGAACAAAAAUAAAAAUGUAUAACAUUUGUACAUUGCCUUUAACAUUGUAUCAACUAGAAAUAAAAUCGCAUGAGUAUUUUA
Molecule: messenger RNA, 2662 nt
Organism: Odobenus rosmarus divergens (Pacific walrus)
Lineage: Eukaryota; Metazoa; Chordata; Mammalia; Carnivora; Odobenidae
Gene: FOXF1
Product: forkhead box F1
Exons: 2
Coding region: 1-1293 (430 amino acids)
Biological process (GO): regulation of transcription by RNA polymerase II; animal organ morphogenesis
Cellular component (GO): nucleus
Molecular function (GO): RNA polymerase II cis-regulatory region sequence-specific DNA binding; DNA-binding transcription factor activity, RNA polymerase II-specific
Source: RefSeq, a predicted model, not a curated record